Messenger RNA from Arctia plantaginis, 675 nucleotides. The record is from the annotation of a GenBank genome assembly. Lineage: Eukaryota; Metazoa; Arthropoda; Insecta; Lepidoptera; Erebidae.
AUGUCAAAGUGUACCAAAGUAAAACGCCCAUGUAAAAUUUGCCUGGCAACUGUUAACCGAAGAAAUGGCUUACAAUGUCACGGAGCCUGCCAGAGCUGGGUACACUACAGCUGCUUAAACUACACACCUGGUAAAAUCAGAGAUAUAAAGAAGGGAGUCAUAAAAGUAACAUGUCCAUGCCCCGACUGUAAGACAAUUAUGCCGAAAGAAUAUAGAACAGAUCAACCUUUUAGCUGCAGUAAUCAGCUAUGUCCAGCAAAUCGUCCACCAAAAUGUGAAAACCCGCGGUGUCCAAUAAAUGAUAGUGAAAGACGUGCAGUUCCAAAAGUAACUUGCCCUCUUAAUAAGUGUGGUAAUAGCUGUAAGCAACACAGCACUCCACAGCUUCCCUACGUCCACUUACCCCUACCUCCUAUGCAGCCGUGUGUACCCCUGCCACCGCAACCUAUGUGUCCGUCGAUGCCGGCAGACAGUUGUUUAAAUCCAAACAGAUGCAACACUGGAUGUACACCACCACCUGUUCAAAUGCCAAUGCCUAACCCGGCUGACUGCUAUAAGGGUUCUGGUACCGGCGGGCCUCAAAUGCGUGGCGUUGAAGAUAUGUGUAACACUCUUGGAAUUCUCACGACUCAACUCAAUGAUCUCAUGAAGAAGAUGCAAAGCUCUUGCCGGUAA